CCCAGGAGCUGCAGCCGCGGGGCUCCCGCCUGCGAGGUGGGGCCACCCGAACCCCCCAUGAACCUCUACAUCCACACCACCACCGGCACCCGCUAUGAGCUCUCGGUGCCCGCCGAGGAGACGGUGGAGGGGCUGAAGCGGCGGCUGUCCCAGCGCCUCAAGGUGCCCAAGGAGCGUGGCGGUCUGGCGCUGCUGCACAAAGAGAGCCGCCUCAGCUCUGGCAAACUGCAGGACCUGGGGGUCGUGGAAGGCAGCAAGCUGACACUGGUGCCCACCGUGGAGGCCGGCUUGAUGUCCCAGGCGUCCAGGCCAGAACAGUCGGUGAUGCAAGCUCUGGAAAGCUUAACUGAAACUCAGGUCAAUGACUUCUUGUCGGGCCGGUCCCCGCUGACCCUGGCCCUGCGCGUGGGUGAAGCCCCUCACGCCGCUCCCGUCACCGCCGGCAUGUUCCGGUCGCACGGGGCCAGCACGCAGACGGUGAACAGCAGCGUGGUCUCCUCCUGCUCAGAGGUGGACUGUGGUUCCCGCAGCAGCAGCUCCCCGGGCAGCAGCCCGGCCCCCUCGGCCCGAUCCCGCAAGCCCGGGGCGGUCAUCGAGAGCUUCGUCAACCACGCGCCUGGGGUCUUCUCAGGGACCUUCUCCGGCACUUUGCACCCCAACUGCCAGGACAGCAGCGGGCGGCCGCGGCGGGACAUCGGCACCAUCCUGCAGAUCCUCAAUGACCUCCUCAGCGCCACCAGACACUACCAGGGCAUGCCCCAGUCCCUGACACAGCUCCGCUGCCAGACGCAGUUCUCCUCCUCUUCCUCCUCCUCCUCCUCCUCCUCGCCGCCUGCCUCUCCGGACCUCGCCACCAAAACUACCUCAGAGCCGCUGCCGGCGGCCGCCGCCCCCACCCUGCACCCCGUCGUCCAGUGCCAAAGCCAGAUCCGGAUGUGCAAGCCCAGUGGGGACCGGCUGCGGCAGACAGAGAACCGGGCGACGCGCUGCAAGGUGGAGCGGCUGCAGCUGCUGCUGCAGCAGAAGCGCUUGCGGCGGAAGGCGCGGCGGGACGCGCGGGCUCCGUACCACUGGGUGCCCAACCGCAAGGCCGGCCGCACCAACAGCAACAGCAGCGUCUCCAGCGAGGGCAGCCUGGACCUGGACUUCGAGGACUCGGUCUGGAAGCCGGAGGUCAAGGCCGAGAUGAAAUCCGAGUUUGUCGUAGCAUAGAGAGCCGGGGGACUGUGCCGGGGGGUCCCGCUCGCCGCCCCCGCCCCGGGGAGGCUGUGCUGGUGGCACAGGCUGGGGCUCCUCGAGACUUGCUGA
This is a messenger RNA of Ficedula albicollis (Collared flycatcher), 1308 nucleotides long. It is a transcript of the gene MIDN, whose product is annotated as midnolin. Lineage: Eukaryota; Metazoa; Chordata; Aves; Passeriformes; Muscicapidae. The record is from RefSeq and is a predicted model, not a curated record. Gene Ontology annotation, molecular function: protein binding. Gene Ontology annotation, cellular component: nucleus.